AUGGGCCUAAUCUACGGUAACUUCUCGGAGAAACAGAAGCAGGUGUUUAACUCAUUCAAUGAGAAAAUUGUUGAUCUAGCCUAUGCACCGCUUGCGGGUGUUGAACAUGUUUCUUUUGAAGAUAUUAAAAAGGCUACUCCAAAAAUCAUAAUCGAUCGUCUAGACUGGACAAAGGCAACCCGAUUGAGCCAGCCACGCUCAAUAGAAGAAAUACGAGAGUGGAUUAAUAGAAGCCAAGAUGAAGAGUAUCCAUCUUUUGGUGAAAAGAGUGUUGAUAGCGGCGAGCCCUCCUACGACGCCCGGUGCUCCAUAUCAGCCAUGGAUGACUACAUGUGUGUCAUGAUUGAUGGCCCUGGAAGCUCUGGCAACUGGUCUGUUGAACUUGAAGAUCUACCAUUCAAGGUUGGUUUUUGGCCCAACGGCCAAAAACCAUAUGAAGGUGCCAGAGAACCUGCAUACUCUACGAACAAUUAUGAAACGGGAACCGAGGUCUCUGGGCAUAGUACCGCUUUCAUCAUCUCGGCCGCGAUACCCGAGGCUGAGAAACUUGCUAUCGGAGAGCUCGAAAUUCUUGUUGCAUGGGAAUCGGCACUCAGCUUCCGCGCUGUUGAAAAGGGAUUUCAAGGAUGGUCUAUGAAUGUGAUUACAGCUUGGUCAACCACAUGCCGCUUGAUCGUCGCUGAGGUUGACUAUGAACUGUCGGCGACGAAACUGCAUGUUGAUGAUCCAAUCGAACUUGAGAAGCACACCAAAAAUACUCCUGAGAUUGAAAUUCUCCUGGGUUGGAUGCUUCCCCAUGUCAAGGGAGACUUGAGGUGCUUGCACCUGCCAGCUUCUGAAAAACUCCACGGCAGAAUGUCGACUCUUAGCAUUCAGCCCACAGACGAGGCAAAUAAGGCCGCAAUAGACAAUAGCGACUAAAGCCACCAAGACUAGAACCAACGAUAGCAG
Molecule: messenger RNA, 951 nt
Organism: [Torrubiella] hemipterigena
Lineage: Eukaryota; Fungi; Ascomycota; Sordariomycetes; Hypocreales; Clavicipitaceae
Source: the annotation of a GenBank genome assembly